AUGACCGACCGCAAAACAACUCCCACACCCGCCGUCACCGGCACGCAUGCCCUGUUCACCCUCUGGGCCCGCAAACACGGUAUUGAAUUCCCAAAACUAAUCCCCGCAUACCUACCCCCCGCCGGUCUUGGUAUCAUCUCGACCGACGAAAUCGCGGGCCCCGAUCCAAUCCGCCAUGGAAGGACCAACGACACGAGUCUCGGGGAAGUAAUCGCUUUCACCCCGAACGCUCUCCUCCUCACCAGGGAGAACAUUGAGCGGUUCAGUCCCGGCUGUGGGCUCAGGUCUUUUUUGAGGCAGAAGGUUGAUGAUGGCGGUUUGAGCUCGCAUGCUGUGUUCGCCACUGCGAUUGCGCGGGAGAUCCGUAGGAUUGCCGAGGGUCAUGAGAACAUGUGGAGGGAGUGGAUCGAUGUAUGGCCGAAGGCGAAGGAGUUUAGAGGGAGUAUGCCGUUGAUGUGGUCGGCGGAAGAGGGCGAUUUGUUGCCACCGAGCACUAAACGAUUGCUGGACGAGCAGCGAGGAAAGUUCAAGAGAGACUUCAAAGCGGUAGUGCAGAAGGGAUUCGAAUUUACCAAGCAGGAGUUUAUGUGGGCUUGGAUUAUCGUCAAUACUCGUACACUGUUUUACAAACCGGCCCACUCCGCUUACAACGACCUCCCCCGGGAGCAUUGUAUGGCAUUGUGUCCUUUUAUUGACUACUUCAAUCACUCAGACGAUGGCUGCAAGGUCCAACUAACACCAACCGGCUUCACCGUGACCCCUACCAAACCCAGCCACCCAGCGAAUACCCAGCUCUUCGUAACCUACGGUUCUCACAGCAACGACUUCCUCCUCGUGGAAUACGGCUUCAACCUGCCCCUAGAGAAAAAUAAAUGGGACGAGGUCUCCAUUACACCCACCCUCCUCCCCCUCCUAUCGGAAGAACACAAGCGUGUGCUAUCACGGGAAGGCUUCUUGGGAAACUAUGCCUUCGACAAGGAGGCCUUCUGUUUCAGAACCCAGGCCGCGGUGAGGCUGAUGCUCAUAGAGCACCCGGAAAUGGACUCGAAUUGGCGGAAAGUGGAGGUGUGGAAGAAUUUUCUUGCGGGGAAUGACGACGGCGAGAGGGAGAGGUAUGCGGUUGAGGAGAAGCUACUGGGCUUGCUGGACUCUUUGGAAGCGGAUGGGGAGCGUGCCCUGCUGGAGGCUGAUAAACUGCAAAGGCAGAGUAUAAGGGAUGUGAUUAAGAUGCGCUGGGAGCAAAUACUCGGGAUGACCAAUGACGUUAGGGCGAACAUGGUGGGCGAGACCGGGAAGUGGAGAGGGAGGAGUCAUGUUAUGUGAGGGACGAGUGAGGGGUUUGGAUAACGUGUGAUGUCCUUGUUAGGGGAGGACAUUGGGUUGGGAGAUUCUAUAUCCAGUGCCAUUAUUGUUACAUUCUGCUUUAUUAUCGGGUUGCGAUAAUAUCCAUAAAACAAAUAAAACAAGUAAAUAGAUAAAUAAAUAAAUACUAUAA
Messenger RNA from Tuber melanosporum (Perigord truffle), 1495 nucleotides. RefSeq lists its product as uncharacterized. Gene Ontology annotation, molecular function: protein-lysine N-methyltransferase activity; protein binding. Lineage: Eukaryota; Fungi; Ascomycota; Pezizomycetes; Pezizales; Tuberaceae. Bases 1 to 1323 code for a protein of 440 amino acids. Gene Ontology annotation, biological process: peptidyl-lysine monomethylation; peptidyl-lysine trimethylation. The transcript is spliced from 4 exons. The record is from RefSeq and is a predicted model, not a curated record.